Molecule: messenger RNA, 732 nt
Organism: Meloidogyne enterolobii
Lineage: Eukaryota; Metazoa; Nematoda; Chromadorea; Rhabditida; Meloidogynidae
Source: the annotation of a GenBank genome assembly
AUGCCUCCUUUAAAAAGCAUUUUAAAAAAGAAGCAACAAUCGUCAAUUGGUGCUUCAAAUCCUUCAUUAACGACAACAAUGCCAUCACCUUUGGGUUAUUCAAAUCAGAGGAAAGGAGGAAUGUUUUCGAGAUUUGUUCCAUUCCGUUCAAUUUCUGAAGACCAUCAAGAUGAACAACGUCAACGAUCACCACCUUUGUACAAAUAUAAUUUAUUUUCAAACAGCAACAAAACCAAUAAUGUUUCUUCUUCUCCAACAGACUUUUCUACCUCAACAUCCUCUUCUAAUGGAACUAUUGAAGAAGAAGAAAUAGACAGUGGAAUUGCUGAUUGUUUUUACUGCUCUUCUGGCAAUAUUAAUAAAAAUGAAAUAAAUCAACAACAACAAAAACAGCAAAAGCGUGUUUCAUUUUCUGAACAAGUACAAGCAAGAGUUUAUCGUUCAACUUCUUCUAUUCUUGGUCAACGAAAGAAAAAUGAAAAGAAAGCGCGUAGUCGUGCAACUCGUCGUUGUAAUUCUGAUGAAUCGGAGACAACAACAUCAACAAAUUCUUUUGAUGUAGCAACUAAUGAUGAAUUUAAACGGUCUUACUUGGGCAUUUAUAAAGACAAUUUAUCAACUAAUAAUAGUGGAAACAUUGUUUGUAAAUCUAUGGCUUCAUCUACUAGUGAUGGUAGUAAUACUACUAAUGGUGCUAAUAGUGGAGGAGGAAUGUCUGUUCUAGCUCAAUAG